Molecule: messenger RNA, 1612 nt
Organism: Oncorhynchus kisutch (coho salmon)
Lineage: Eukaryota; Metazoa; Chordata; Actinopteri; Salmoniformes; Salmonidae
Gene: swsap1
Product: SWIM-type zinc finger 7 associated protein 1
Exons: 2
Coding region: 112-927 (271 amino acids)
Biological process (GO): double-strand break repair via homologous recombination
Cellular component (GO): Shu complex
Molecular function (GO): single-stranded DNA binding
Source: RefSeq, a predicted model, not a curated record
GACACCGCUUGGCGGGAAACGAAAAUGUUCUUUGCAAAUCACGCAUUGAGCAGAACGUUUUAUCAACGAUAAACCAAGUUCAUACAUGUAGAUAGAUAGCCAUAGAAAGAUAUGGCCGAUAUUUUGACGCAUGUCUUUAGGACAUUUAUCCAACACAAUGGAAAAACGAAGGAUUUCAAAAUCAUCGCACCAUCAAAAUGCAGUACCUUGGUGGUCGGAGACUGUAGCGUCAACCGUUCGUUGCUGCUACUUGCGGCGGUGACGGCUGCCUCUGAAUUGGGGCUCAAAGUCUCAUUUUUCACUCAGGUUCAAAUUCAGAGCCUUCCAGGAUCAUUGCACGAAUCCAUGUCCAACCUGAGCCCCGACAAUUUGAAGAAAAUCACGUUUUCAUACCCCAGGUCCUUGGAAGAUUUGCUUCAGGAUGUGGCCUCUUUGCAUGAAUCAGCCUCUGGAUCUGCUGCCCCUACGUCGCUGAUCAUCGUGGACGGACUGGAGGGCUACCUGCGCGGGCCUGGAGUCAGUGGUGGCCUUCAGCAGGCGGAGCAGUCCUCUGCUGCACACAUCUCUGCUCUGCUGUAUGACACGGCUGCAUUUCUCUCACAGACCUUGGAAGAGAGAGCCAAUAGUCUGGCCCCCUGUCGGGUCAUAGCCUCGUUCCAGUCCGAGUGGGAAGGGCAUGCUGGUGGGGACUCCUCAGACCCUGUCCUCUCAGUGUUAGACCGCUACUUUCAGGUUAGGUGUACCUUGGACCAGGACUGGAACUCUGCCCUUGCUGUAGCAGGACCACAGGACACGUGGCAUGUUUACCUCUCUGGUGCUGGGAUCACAGAAGCCCCUAUUGCUGAGGAUGAGGAGGACUCAAGUCUGGCUCGAGAAUGGCGACUGGUCAUUUGCCCCAAUCACUCAAUGGAGUUUACAAUGGUUUGAAAUCUAUUAAAUGACUUACUAGUGGACAAGGAAGAAAUAAAAGACAUACAAAAAAACAUAUAUACUUAUAUUAAACAAUUGCAUUCCCAAAGACAGAUGCAAGGGGAACCGUUUUUUUCCCCAAUGCACAAAAUGGUUUUCACUAGUGUAUACAAAAUGUUUUCAACAAGGUUUUUGUGUGAAUUAAACCACUCUGACCGAAUUGUACUGUUCCUGACUGCUCUGGCACAAUAUAAUUUGAGUCAGUUCUCCUCCCUUGCCCUGUUGUCUUCUCUCCUACACAAUGUGACUUCACAUUCAACCAUUCAAUUCUAAUUUACAUGACUUUUCUGUCUUAACUGUUUUGCUUGUGGCGCUUUCUAAAAUCAUUUGUAGAGGGAAGAUUAGGCUGAUGUUAUAGACGGGACAGCAGAGAACAUCACGAAAACGAUGUGCACUCUUCAAUGGGGCAGAAGGCUGUGUGUUGUUAUUCUGGAUGGCCAGAUAGCUAACAACAAUGACAAACUGCCAAGUGGCUCGUUUCAGCUAGUUUUAUCUUGUUCUUGAUACCAUGUCUUGUUUUGACUGAUGUCAUGUCUACGCUAAUAUGGCAAACAUUAGCUAGCUAACCACCAACUGUAACUGUGUAUUUGAGACAACAAGUGCUCAUUGUACAACCUUUAUGAUUUCAAUUAACAUUGGAGAU